Monascus purpureus is the source of this 895-nucleotide messenger RNA. The record is from the annotation of a GenBank genome assembly. Lineage: Eukaryota; Fungi; Ascomycota; Eurotiomycetes; Eurotiales; Aspergillaceae.
CUCUCCUGCAGCGCAAGGCACGCGAAUUCUACUACAAUGACGACCUUGUCGCCCAUUAUGCGGCCGCUCGGCUGCUUAAGGUCCUUUGUGAGAACCCAGGCCUGGAUGCAGCCACGGAUCAGUCGGCGAUGCAUCUCUACACCAUAUACUCCGAAGCCAGAGCCAGUCGCACUUCCUGCGAAACUACCCCCACAGUUUUACUCGCAAUUACCUGAAAGAUUGAGGCCUGAUCAAGCGCCGAAGAAGCUCAAAGUCUACCCACCACCCCCGUCAACACGAACCGUCUGCAAAGACCCUAUUGCAGCAGUCACAGAGUCUCAGCUGCAAGUACUGGACCCAACGGGCGAGCGCAAGGCGCUUUUCGACUACCGGAGAAACCCGCGAAGUGUGAAGCAGGGCGAUAUCGUCCGGGUGACGUUCAAGAACGGAGACCCGUUUGCAGGUGUUUGCCUGAACAUUCGGCUGCGAGGCAUUGACACGGCUUUCCUAUUACGGAAUGAACUUACGAGGGUUGGUGUUGAGAUGUGGGUUAAAGUUUUCAGCCCCAAUGUCGAAAGCGUGGAGAUCGUGCAGAGAACAGAGAAGAGGAAGAGGAGAGCGAGGUUAUACUACAUGAGAAAACCCAAGCACGAUAUGGGAAGCGUGGAAAAUAUCGUGUCCAACUACCUCCGGCGGAAGUCUAUUCUUAUGGGUCAAGCUGCAUCGAGGCAAAAAGCAAACGCGAAGCGGUGAUUCAGUUGAUUAUGAGUCUGUUCGGUUUCUGUUAAGUUACACUGCUUUUUGAUUAAAAACUACCUACCACCUGUAUAGUAGUAACGGAAUAAACCCUUGACAACAUGGUAACCUGCUGUGCCUUCAUUCAUUCUUCUCCAAAAUCCCCAAACAGGAUCAAACA